This is a messenger RNA of Spinacia oleracea (spinach), 2090 nucleotides long. RefSeq lists its product as uncharacterized. NCBI's taxonomy places the organism in Eukaryota, Viridiplantae, Streptophyta, Magnoliopsida, Caryophyllales, Amaranthaceae. The record is from RefSeq and is a predicted model, not a curated record. The transcript is spliced from 7 exons. The coding region runs from base 172 to 1839 and encodes 555 amino acids.
UAUCCGAAUCUGCAACAAAGAAUCCAGCCUACCACGACACCGUUUUAGCGAUUUACAAACAAAAAACACCUCUGAAUCUUUCAACGUACAACACAUAAACAAACAAUGGCGUGGUUGGAUACAACAAAUUAAAAGGGGAAAUUACCACUUCUAGCAAAACACAGAUGAUUGAUGAAUGAUAAGAGCAAUAUCCUACUCCAUUACAAACUACACAAGUCACAACCUUCAAACUCCAUCUUCGUCUCCGCAACAACCAUGCCAAACACGCCCUUACUUACCAUUUUCUCUCUCCUCCUUCUCUUUAUCUCAAUCCCCACCUCGACUUCCCUGAAAAUCCCGUUCUACCCCUCUGACGUUCUUCCCCUUCUUCCUAAAAAGGUUUCAUGGCCGGUUCUUAAAACCCUGAAUAAGGCGGUUGACCUUUUGCCGACUUUCGUGGGUGCCGCUUCUUCUGCUCCCAACAACAGCUUGGAUUGGAAAGGGGCUUGCUUUUAUCAGAAUACUGCCUGGCUUGAAUUUCAUAAUAAAAGUGGCAGUCAAUUUGGUGGGGGUACCCUUCAUAUUAAGAUCAGCGAUGCCCAUAGCUGGACCUGUAUGGACAUUUAUGUCUUUGCAACUCCAUAUCGUGUGACAUGGGACUACUAUUUACUAUCUCGGGAGCAUACUCUGGAAUUCAAAGAGUGGGAAGACAAAUCAGAAUAUGAAUAUGUAAAAGAACAUGGGGUUUCCAUUUUUCUUAUGCAAGCUGGAAUGCUGGGGACUUUGCAAGCAUUAUGGGAGGUCUUUCCUCUGUUUACAAAUACUGUUUGGGGUGAGAACUCUAACCUUGCAUUCCUUAAGAAGCAUAUGGGGGCUUCUUUUGAGGAACGCCCUCAGCCUUGGGUUACAAUUCUUACAAACAUUACCACUGAUGAGAUACAUUCUGGAGACUUACUGGCUAUAUCAAAAAUUCGUGGCCGUUGGGGUGGAUUUGAGACCCUGGAGAAGUGGGUCACUGGAUCCUAUGCUGGUCAUAGUGCAGUGUGUUUGAGGGAUUCCGAUGGGAAGCUAUGGGUUGCAGAAUCUGGACAUGAAAAUGAUAAGGGUGAGGAUAUUGUAGCUUUGCUUCCAUGGGAUGAGUGGUGGGAAUUUGAGUUGACUAAAGAUAACUCCAAUCCCCACAUUGCACUGCUUCCCUUACAUCAUGACUUGCGUGCAAAUUUUAAUGAAACUGCUGCUUGGGACUAUGCAAGAAGCAUGGAUGGGAAGCCAUAUGGUUACCAUAACCUUAUUUUCAGCUGGGUAGACACUAUUGAUAAGAACUAUCCUCCUCCAUUGGAUGCACAUCUGGUUGCUUCUGUAAUGACAAUAUGGUACCACAUGCAGCCUGCUUACGCAGCUAACAUGUGGAAUGAAGCACUGAAUAAACGGCUGGGAACUGAGAAUCUUGAUCUUCCAGAAGUUCUUGUGGAAGUUGAAAAACGUGGAUCAUCCUUUGAUGAGUUGCUUGCUAUUCCUGAGCAAGAUGAUUGGAUCUAUGAAGAUGGACAAUCCGUCUCAUGUGUUGCUUAUGUUCUCCAAAUAUACAAGGCGGCUGGGCUUUUUGGGCCACUUUCUAAGUCCAUUCAAGCAACUGAGUUCACUAUAAAGGAUGCCUAUUCACUCAAGUUUUUUGAAAAUAAUCUAAGUCGGCUUCCAAGUUGGUGCAAUGAUGUUGAUAAUGUGAAGCUUCCUUUUUGUCAAAUUCGAGGAAGAUAUAGAAUGGAACUACCUGGUUACAAUACCAUUGAUCCCUAUUCCCAUAUGAACGAAAAGUGCCCAUCCCUUCCUCCAAAAUACUACAGACCGAAAGACUGUUGACACUGGUAGGUUUUAGCAAAAUAGCAGGAUUUGUAUACUUCUCAAUUCUCAUGUUGGUUCUGUACAUAAAUUUCGCGUAUUAUAGCCUUUUUUAUAUACUUCGUUUGAUGUAAGUAAGAUGUACAUAUUUUUCUGUUAAUCACAUCAUAGACGACGCGAUUAAUCUAACUGCAACCACCUCGACUUGUCUACGAUUAUAUAAAGUGUCACUUAUUCUUUUAGUGAAUUUAAUCUCACAUUAACGUUCUAGA